This is a messenger RNA of Zea mays, 772 nucleotides long. Its product is annotated as 30S ribosomal protein S16-like. The transcript has 3 exons. NCBI's taxonomy places the organism in Eukaryota, Viridiplantae, Streptophyta, Magnoliopsida, Poales, Poaceae. Gene Ontology annotation, biological process: mitochondrial translation. Gene Ontology annotation, molecular function: structural constituent of ribosome. Bases 106 to 522 code for a protein of 138 amino acids. The record is from RefSeq and is marked provisional. Gene Ontology annotation, cellular component: small ribosomal subunit; ribosome.
CUUUCGCCCACACCACAGCACCGCUGCCGAAGGUGGGAAAGAAGGCGGCGGCGGAGGCACCGGCACCGGCACCGCCUAGGAAAGGAAACCGAGGAAACUACAGCCAUGGUGGUACGGAUCCGUCUGGCGCGGUUCGGGUGCCGGAAUCGGCCCUUCUACCGGGUGAUGGCCGCCGAUAGCCGCUCCCCUCGAGACGGCAAGCACCUCGAGGUCCUCGGCUACUAUAACCCGCUCCCAGGGAAGGAUGGAGGCAAGAGGAUGGGCCUGAAAUUCGACCGGGUGAAGUAUUGGCUGUCAGUUGGGGCACAGCCAUCAGAUCCUGUGCAGAGUAUUCUCUUUCGUGCCGGACUUCUGCCACCACCUCCAUUGCUAGCUAUGGCACGGAAGGGUGGGCCACGUGAUAGGCGCCCCAUUCAUCCAAUGACUGGGCGCCCUCUGGAUCUCGAGGGUGUCGCAAUUAUUGAUAAUUCCAAUGCUCCUGAAGGCGAUACUGAAGUGCCUACAGAUGAGGUGGCUCAAUAAGCCUUUUGUAUUAGCAUAGCAUAUGUAGCGGUGCUGCAAAAGAAAACUUGUUUGAUGUGCUUGUGGCAAGACUUUGGGUACUCGUACAAUGUGGCAAACUUUUAAACAGGUAACUUUCAUCCAUUUCUCUUCUUAAAAAUAUGUCAGUUCCCGCUGUUUGUUCUUAAAAAAAAUGGUGCUGUGUGCAUCAGUAGCUUUUGUUCUGCAGCACCAUCAAUUUGUGGUAUCUAGUAUUCUCUGCACUUGCCUG